AUGUCUCAUCCUAGCUCAUCUCGAGUCCAACUCAAGCAUCCCUCUGGCAUACCUCCACGUGAAACUUAUAAGACCGCAAUAAUAUGUCCCAUGGCUGUGGAAUUGGCAGCAGUCCUCGCUAUGCUUGAUGAAAGACACUUGCAACUUCAGUCGACAAGGAAUCUGUAUAUACUGGGACAAAUGGGACACCACAAUGUGAUUGUUACAGUCAUGCCUGAGACUGGAAAUAACACCGCGGCUAUGGUAGCCAACCAGUUGCGAAACGACUUCCCAAGCCUACAAUUUGGCCUUCUUGUAGGCAUUGGGGGCGGCGUUCCUAAUAUGUACAAGCAUGAUAUUCGAUUAGGUGAUGUGGUUGUUAGCAAACCAACCCAAAAUUUCGGAGGAGUGGUGCAAUUCGACCGUGGGAAAUCAAAUACCAACAACGAAUUUGAACGCACCGGCAGCCUUAACAAACCACCGCCUAUUAUCAUGUCGAGUCUUGAGCUGCUGAUUGCAGAGCAAAUGCGCAAUGAGAGCCGGUUGACCGAUCACUUGACCAAGAUGCUACGUUCAUGUCCGAAAAUGGAAGAGAAGCAGUACAUCUAUCAGGGUGAAGAGAACGACGUCUUAUUCAAGUCGAGCUAUCCUCAUUGUUCUGGUAGCGACUGUCGGAACUGCCUACUAGAGGAGAUUGUGAAAAGGGAGCCACGAUCUUCGACUGCUCCAAAGAUCCAUUACGGAACCAUUGGCUCAUCCAACAUUGUGAUCAAAGACGCGGUCCUCCGAGAUAGUCUUAGAGAUACAUUCGGUAUCAUUUGCGUCGAGAUGGAAGCCGCUGGGCUUGUUGACGCAUUCCCAUGUCUGGUCAUCCGCGGCAUCUGUGACUACGCUGACUCGCAUAAGCUGAAAAGGUGGCAGCCAUAUGCAGCAGCAACGGCAGCAGCCUUUGCCAAAGAAUUCUUAUCUUGUUAUCAGGGGAACAUAGAAAUCUAG
Molecule: messenger RNA, 975 nt
Organism: Penicillium pulvis
Lineage: Eukaryota; Fungi; Ascomycota; Eurotiomycetes; Eurotiales; Aspergillaceae
Exons: 1
Coding region: 1-975 (324 amino acids)
Biological process (GO): nucleoside metabolic process
Molecular function (GO): catalytic activity
Source: RefSeq, a predicted model, not a curated record